Molecule: messenger RNA, 468 nt
Organism: Jaminaea rosea
Lineage: Eukaryota; Fungi; Basidiomycota; Exobasidiomycetes; Microstromatales
Product: cytochrome b5
Exons: 2
Cellular component (GO): endomembrane system; membrane
Source: RefSeq, a predicted model, not a curated record
CUGAUCAAGUGGAUCCUCCUCGCUGUCCUUGCCGCCCUCGCUUUGGGUCAAUUCAUUACAGGAGACGUAUUGUACGGCUAUGAUGGACGAUGGCGCUACCCUUCUCGAUGGAUCCCGCCAAAGCAGCGAACUUUUACACCUGCAGAGCUGGCACUGUACAAUGGUCGGGACCCUUCGCGGCCGAUUUAUUUGAGCAUCUUGGGUAAUGUGUACGAUGUCACCAGGGGAGGAUCGACGUACAAGCCUGGGGGGAGUUACUGGUUCUUCGCCGGCAAGGAUGCGAGUAGGGCGUAUGUGACAGGGUGCUUCAAGACGCAUUUGACGCAUGAUUUGAGGGGGCUGGGGGAGGAGGAUUUGCAGCAAAUCGAUGCGUGGAAUACCUUCUUCGCUGAGAAUCCGCGAUACCAAAAGGUCGGGACAUUGCAGCUGCCUCUUAUUGAUCCCAAGACCUCCCCGCCGGAGCCUUGU